Oryctolagus cuniculus (rabbit) is the source of this 1715-nucleotide messenger RNA. RefSeq names its product MAGE family member B3 (gene MAGEB3). Gene Ontology annotation, biological process: negative regulation of transcription by RNA polymerase II. Gene Ontology annotation, cellular component: nucleus. NCBI's taxonomy places the organism in Eukaryota, Metazoa, Chordata, Mammalia, Lagomorpha, Leporidae. The record is from RefSeq and is a predicted model, not a curated record.
CGUGCCGUGUGGAGCGGAGCGGAGGCGACAAACCGGGACGAGCCGAGCGGCGUGACGGGCUGAGGAGACGUUUUUGGCGCUUCUUUAUAAGAGUACCUAAGGAAAAGUGGGACAUUGUCUUACGGCAGCCUCAGGUCUUCCGAGUGAGGAGUCUUGAUCUGAACUGAAGUCAAGGUGCCUGUACCUCCUGCUUUCCUGCCCACUUUCCAGCCUGCUGUCUCUGACUACAGCCAUCAUGCCUCGGGGGCAGAAAAAUAAGCUUCAAGCUCAUGAGAGAUGCCGCCAGGCCAAAGGUGAGACUCAGGGCCUCCAGAGUGCUGAGGCUCCUGCAGCCAAGAAGCAGCUACACCCUUCCUCAUCUUCUCCUCAGUUUAGAGGUACUACUCAGAGAAAGUCUGCUGCUGUGUCACGUGGUGCUCUCAAGAGGCGUCAGAGAGCCCUACCCACCACAGCGUCUGUAGAUGCUCCUUGCACAAGAUCAUCCAGAAGAGCCAACUGCAAAACCAAGAGAAAGCAAAGUUCUUCCCAGGCCCCACUCUCCACUGUGGAGUCUCCCAGAGGCCCUCUAACCAAGAUGGCAGGUACAUUGGUACAAUUCCUAAUGUACAUGUCCAAAAGUAAAAAGCCUAUUAUGAAAGCAGAUAUGCUGAAGAUUAUCCCUAAAAACUACAAAAAACACUUCCUUGAGAUCCUCAGAAGAGCUGCUUUCAACAUAGAAGUGGUUUUUGGUGUUGACCUAAAGGAAGUUGAUUCUACCAAGCGAUCCUAUGUUCUCGUCAGCAAAAUGAAUCUUCCCAACAAUGGGAUAGUGAAUCGUGGCAGGGGUUUUCCCAAAACUGGUCUGCUGAUGAAUCUCUUGGGUGUGAUCUUCACAAAGGGCAACUGUGCCACUGAGGAGAAGAUAUGGGAAUUUCUGAAUAAGAUGAAGGUCUAUGCUGGGAAGAGACACUUCAUAUUUGGGGAGCCCAGGAAGCUCAUCACCCAAGAUUUCGUGAAGCUUAAAUACCUCGAGUACCGCCAGGUGCCCAACAGCUAUCCUGCACGCUAUGAAUUCCUUUGGGGUCCGCGAGCCCAUGCUGAAACCAGCAAGAUGAGAGUCCUGGAGUUUUUGGCCAAGAUCCAGAACACAGCACCCAGUGCCUUCCCAGCCUUGUAUGAAGAGGCAUUGAGAGAUGAGGAAGAGAGAGCUGAAGCCAGAGAUAUUUAGUGAUAGCAAAUGGAAUGUACCGGGGCUGUGUUCAGCUCCUCCCACACCUAAUGAAGUUGAGGCAAAUUCUUCACUUUGUAGUUAAAGAGAGCAGUCACUGUUCCAAACAGUAGAGGUCUCGAUGUAACCUGAGGGAACACAGUGUCUAAUACUUGUGUGUUCCUGUUCUAUUUGGGUAAUUUGGAGGUUUUUUAUAUUUUCUUGGUAUUUUUCAGAGGUUUCUUUUAUUCAAUAUUAUAAUCUAAGUUUAUGCAUUGUAUAAGUCAUGCUCAUUUAUCAAGUUUAAAAAUAAGAGUUUUAAGAAAAUUUCAUCUUUUUAGUGAUCUGCUGCAAUUUAACAGAAUUGAAACAAGCAUUUCCUUGAAAAUGUGAAAAAUCAGCAGUAAAAUGGAAUUGAGAAAGAAAAAGCAUCAGAUACUCAGUAUUUUGUUUCCUAAACUCCUUUACUCUGUUUUAUAAAAUUAAAAGAUAAAUAAAUGUACCUGGCUUAUUCGAUAGUAUAGAAUUA